UCAAGAGAAUAUGGCAAAAGCAAUGACCUACUCUGGGGCAAUGUACAGCUUUUGGUGAACAGUUAAUGGCCAUGUCAAAUUAGUGCACAAUAUGUAAGACGGUAAGGGAACAUGAGGCAUCAAAUGGCAUUUAUAAAGCUCAGAUUUUUUUUCAAUUACAAAUCUUAGUAAAUGGAUGUAUUGCAUCUUCAGACCCGUUAAUUGAUUUACUCAAAUCAUUUCUCUUUAUCCAGUUGGAUGGUCUUUUGCUUCAAUGGUUCAAACAAAAAGGUUACUUUCCAAGGGGGAGAGUUUGCCACAGUAGAAGAACUUGUAGAUCAGGCAAAGGACAAAUUCCCUGACAUAAAAGACCUUGCUGUAAGACUCCAAGUGUAUGACAAAGAGGUUGAAGAAUUCAUUGAUGCAGAAAGUGGAGAAGAAGUCAAAUUUAAAUCUAAAGUAAAGAUUUUAACUGCAAAGCCAGAAACUCGCCCACAAUCUGCGAGUACCUGCAAUGCCAGCCAGAAGCCUAUACCAUGUGGACAAACUGCUCCAACUCAGAGUACCCCAUCUUCAGUGUGUGCUUGGUUCACCAACUUCAAGCUACCGAGUUUUCCGGAUGCAUUAGUUGACAAACUUGAAUCUGGGAAAACAUCAUGCGCUAAUGACUCUGCAAUUUUAGAUGUCCUGUAUGAGUCUGUAAAGCCAUAUACAGUGUAUCCCACGCCCAGUCAAUAUAUGGUAAUCGUAGAUCGCCUUCUCACCAGAUAUCCAAAUCUAUCAGCACAUCUGGACGUAAUCAAUCAGAAGCAACUCUGGGUGAAAAAACUGCAGUACAAAUUUCAAAACACUCGAAGAAGGGAUGAAAGUGUGAGGACAAGUUUGGCUGUACUGCAGCGUAAAAGAAAACAUCCGCCGACCCCGAUCCAGAAAAAGGAAUCAAAAGAUGUCGUUAAGUACCCUCCAGUAUUUGGAAUGGCGCAGUACCUACCUUCCAGAGAGGCCUCGGAAGAUGACGAAUCAAUCAAGCUUCACAUUAACUGGCUGUUGUGCGAAAGCACAAAAAAAAGACCAAAUUUCGAAGAGGCAGCAUCACGAAUGGCUUUGACUUUUGCAGAUAGAAGGAGGGCGAUUGUGAAGGGAGACCUCUCCAUCAAGGAGAUUCAAGAACAGUACCCGUGGCUCUUCAAAGAAGAUGGACAUGAGUUACUAACAGAGUUCCAGAGAAUCCAUGGCAGUUCUGAUGCCUUGGAGCUGUUGAAGAAAGGACUCCGCACCUUCGCAUGCUCCCUGCUUAGUUCGUACAAGACCAAGUGUCUUCGGAGUAAAAUGAAGGGAGAUGUAGAUGACGACCUAUUGAAGAUCAUAGAGGAAGUUGAGAAGGUGGAGGAUGAACAGGUUCGAGAUUGUGCAGAGGGGAGUGCUGCUCUAACCACCAUCCCAACUCUUCUUGGAGAGAAAAAUAACAUCUUCAAAUAUGAGAUUGAUGGAGACAAUCCUGGACUUGCCAUAUUUUUGAAGACGGAUGCAUUGUCACCAAUGCAUGCAACAGAAUUUUCCCUUAUUGUGGAUGGAGUAAUGGUUUGCAGAGUUUUGGGGACUUGAUGCGAGCUACAGCAUGUUACCUUGCAGCUUUCUACAUUUUCCAUCUUCAGUAUGAAGUGUCCCAGCACAAAACCCUAGAAUUUUGUCAGUUAGCUCUCCUGCAGAUCAAGGACAAAUGUCCAACAGACAAACAGGUCCUAACCCUCAUUUCAAGACUUCAUAAGAAGAAGCCCUAAACAAAGGUCUUGAGAGUAUAGUCAUAAGUCAGUCGCAAUGAAAUCUUGAUAAUGUUUACCCUAGCUUUGAAAAGCAUCAUUUUGUUUUAUGUUAUGACAUCACGGGAAUGCAUAUCUACCCCCAUAAGUUGAUGGCGACAAUAGU
Messenger RNA from Lytechinus variegatus (green sea urchin), 1905 nucleotides. RefSeq lists its product as uncharacterized. The transcript has 7 exons. The coding region runs from base 238 to 1584 and encodes 448 amino acids. Lineage: Eukaryota; Metazoa; Echinodermata; Echinoidea; Temnopleuroida; Toxopneustidae. Gene Ontology annotation, biological process: intein-mediated protein splicing. The record is from RefSeq and is a predicted model, not a curated record.